AUGGCGUGGAGCACGGCGGAGAACGAGAGGUUCGAGCGCGCGCUGGCCAUCUACGACCGCGACUCGCCGGGGAGGUGGGAGCGCGUGGCGGCCGUGGUCGGCGGCGGCAAGACGGCGGACGACGUGAGGCGCCACUACGACCUCCUCCAGGAGGACGUCGGCGACAUCGAGAACGGGGGCUACGGCUACCCCGGCGGCGCCGCCGGUGGCCGCGGCAACAACGGCAGCGGCCGCGGCGGCAGCAACAGCAGCAGCAACCAGAACAGGAGCAGAGCCAACGGGCCGCAGACAUGACGGCGAAGUACUCCAAGCCACGCAGGCUUCAGAUCGACGCGAAAUCGAUCAACUUAAUAUGCAUGUAUACAAAUAUUUAUGUAUACAUAAAUAUUUGUGUGCCAAUAUAUAUAUAUUUAUACGUAUCUUGGAUGUAGCUUUAUCAUGUAGUGAGUGAUGAGCCUGUGAGAGGGGCAGUGGCGUAUGCAGCUAUGCAUGCAGUUCUCAUGGAUGUAUAAAAUGCAUCUUCUACUUUGUAAUG
Molecule: messenger RNA, 535 nt
Organism: Oryza brachyantha (malo sina)
Lineage: Eukaryota; Viridiplantae; Streptophyta; Magnoliopsida; Poales; Poaceae
Product: protein RADIALIS-like 3
Exons: 2
Coding region: 1-294 (97 amino acids)
Molecular function (GO): DNA-binding transcription factor activity
Source: RefSeq, a predicted model, not a curated record